AUGGAUUUGAUUUACAAUGACUUCUUUUUAUUAAUUGGAGGAAUUAGAUCUAAAUAUCAGAUAUCUAAAUAAUAAUUACUCAAUUUAAAUUUUCAAUAAAUUAAUUCUUUCUUAUCAUAAAGUAUUCAUUUCAAAUAAUUUGAAUUAACUAUUGAAAAAUUGUUAUAGGAAUUGAUAAAGGAAUUUUAAGAUUAAAUAAAAAAAUUAUAGAAAGAUUUAAAUUUAUUUGCAUUAGAUUAUGAUCAAAUAUCUAAAUCAAAUAUUGAAAAAUCAGAAGAAUUGUAUGAAAUAGGUAAUUUAAUUAAUGAUUUAGGAUAUAAAUUAUAUUGGAAUGAUGAUAAAUAUGAGGAGGCUAUUUAAAUAUUUGAUUAAGCAUUGGAUUUUAAUUCAAAACAUCAAUUAUCAUUAUGGUGCAAAGGUAUGAUUCAAUUUGAAUGUAUUAGCUGAGAGUUUAAAGAUGCUAGGUUAAUAUAAUGACGCUAUCGUUUGGGCAGAUAAAGCUUUGCAAGUAGAUCUAAAGCAUUGUAGUUCAUUAUCUACUAAAGGUAUGAUUAAAUUUGAAUGUAUUAGCUGAGAGUUUAAGGAUGCUUGGUUAAUAUAAUGAAGCUAUCAUUUGCGUAGAUAAAGCAUUGUAAGUAGAUCCAAAGAAUUGUUGUUCAUUAUAUACUAAAGGUUGAUUGAAUUUUAAUUUAUUAGCUGAGAGUUUAAGGAUGCUUGGUUAAUAUAAUGAAGCUAUCACUUGGGCAGAUAAAGCUUUGUAAAUAAAUCCAAAGCAGUGUAGUUCUUUAUAUACUAAAGGUAUGAUUUACUUUUUUAUAAAAGGUAAUUCUUUAAGAUAGUUGAAAAAGUUUAAGGAAGCUAUGGAAGUGAUUGAAUAGUCUCUAAAAAUCAAUCCAAAUCAUUUUGAUUCAUUAAGGAUAAAAGGUUGAUGCUAUAAUAAAAUUAAUAGGUGAAUGCUUACAUGAUCAGAAAUAGUAUUAAUAGGCUUUAAUGUUUUAUGAUAAAGCUUUAAAAAUUGAUUUUAAUGAUUA
Paramecium octaurelia is the source of this 1031-nucleotide messenger RNA. The record is from the annotation of a GenBank genome assembly. Lineage: Eukaryota; Ciliophora; Oligohymenophorea; Peniculida; Parameciidae.